Messenger RNA from Megalobrama amblycephala (Wuchang bream), 3328 nucleotides. Its product is annotated as deleted in malignant brain tumors 1 protein-like. The record is from RefSeq and is a predicted model, not a curated record. NCBI's taxonomy places the organism in Eukaryota, Metazoa, Chordata, Actinopteri, Cypriniformes, Xenocyprididae. The coding region runs from base 688 to 2460 and encodes 590 amino acids. Gene Ontology annotation, cellular component: membrane. The transcript is spliced from 10 exons.
UUCUUUCCAAAUCAUAUCGCGGUACGUGAGGGACUCUCUUCUCGUUCUCUUCCUGCUAUAAUUUAGGCUCAUGCUAAAUCGCAGGCUAAAACUAAAUGGAUAUUUAUUCAUUUUUUUAAAAUAAACCCACAACUAAAGGUGAGGGCUGACUCUAGCUUCCACUAUCAACAUCUACGCAACUCGGAAAAGAGGGGGCUGCUACACUAGGUUUCGUCCUCCGGUUUCGUCCCCCAUAGGACCCAACCAGAUCUUGAGAUCUCAUGAGCCUGGAAGUUACCUAUUAAAUUCAUAGGAAUGCUUUGCCAUCCUUGUAAUUUUGCUUUUGUAUGCUUUAAAAUCAGAUAAUAAUCAGAUUAACAGCUUAGUUUAUAAUAGUGAGUGAUGAAUGAGUUGAAGAAGUCUAGGUAAUCUUAGGGAAAAGAAUUAGAUAUUGCUCAGCUUGUCAUGUUGUGAAUAUCUGUUUGGAUUGCAAUUCUUGUUUUAAAGGCAAAAUUGAUGAAAAGACAUUUUUGGAAUAGGCUGGGUUUAAAAAAAAAAAAAGGAUGUUCCAUUUUAUUGUCUAAAUGCUUUUUUUCCUUUUUUUUUCUCUUUUUAAUGGUCAAAAGGAUGCAGUUUUGGAUUUGUCUUGAAAGAAACAGAGAUAUAGCCUCCAUACACUCUUAAGUGCAUUUUUGAAACAACACAAGGAUGCCAAGACCUUCUCUUCUCACUUUGAUACUGGCCAGUGCUCUAAUUUCUGCAGCUGGUGGAUAUAGUAUCAGGCUGGUGAAUGGUAGCAAUGACUGCUCUGGGAGAGUGGAGAUCCUUCAUAAUGGUCAGUGGGGAACAGUGUGUGAUGAUUCCUGGGACAUAAAUGAUGCUGCUGUGGUGUGCAGACAGUUGGGAUGUGGAGGAGCUGUUAGUCCACACUUCCAGGCUUAUUUUGGCCAGGGAAGUGGUCAGAUCUGGUUGGAUGAUGUGAGAUGUUCAGGAAGUGAAUUAUCCCUCACACAGUGCCCACGCAAUUCUUUUGGAAGCCAUAACUGUGGUCACAGUGAAGAUGCAGGUGUCGUCUGCUCACAGGACAAGCUACCAGACAUACGAUUGGUCAGUGGAUCUGAUUCAUGCUGUGGAAGAGUGGAGAUCCUUCAUAAUGGUCAGUGGGGAACCGUGUGUGAUGAUAGCUGGGACAUGAAUGAUGCUGCUGUGGUGUGCAGACAGUUACAGUGUGGAUCAGCCAUCAGAGCACCUCAAAGUGCUGCCUUUGGUCAAGGCAGUGGAUCGAUCUGGCUGGAUGAUGUUGGAUGCUCAGGAGGUGAAGGAAAACUCACACAAUGUUCACACAGAGGACUAGGAAAACACGACUGUAAUCAUGGUGAAGAUGCUGGUGUUGUUUGUUCAGCAGGUGACCUGCAGAAGCCCACACUUUCCCUGAUCUCCACACAUGCAGUUGUUUCUCCUGGAGAAAACAUUCAGUUCAGAUGCACAACACCUAAAUCAAGAUGCAAUGCUGAUGCUGAAUUCCACCUCUUCAUAAAUGGAUCAUCUAUAUUAUCCUCUCAGAAACAUGUAUCUGGUGUGACUUUCAACCUUGUUAAUGUAGGCGUCUCACAUCAGGGCAGCUACAGCUGUAAUUACUCCUACAAAAACGGCAUUAUAAAGUCACCUUGGAGUGACACUAUUAAAAUCACUGUGGUGCACUUGCAGCAGCCCAGCAUUCCCCGCUUUGCUCCUGAUGGACAGUUUGAUGUUGGGCCUCAGGGGUCAGUGAUCACCAGGGGUCACAGUUUCACUAUCAUCUGUUCCACUGAAUCUCAGUAUCCUGGAGGCUCCUUCUACCUGUUUAGAGAAGCAAAUAUCGCCAGGAGUCAGUCAGCUGUCGAUCUGUCUGCCUCCUUCUCCUUUCCUGAGGCAGAUUUUUCACACGAGGGAAACUACAGCUGUGUUUAUGAAGUAAUUUUGUCCUCACGCUCCUUCCGUUCAUCUGCCUCUGAACUGCUGGUCAUCACUAUCACAGUGCACUUGCAGCAGCCCAGCAUUCCCCGCAUUGCUCCUGAUGGACAGUUUGAUGUUGGGCCUCAGGGUUCAGUGAUCACCAGGGGUCACAGUUUCACUAUCAUCUGUUCCACUCAAUCUCAGUAUACUGGAGGCUCCUUCCACCUGUUUAGAGAAGCAAAUAUCACCAAGAGUCAGUUAGCUGUCAAUCUGUCUGCCUCCUUCUCCUUUCCUGAUGCAGAUUAUUCACACGAGGGAAACUACAGUUGUGUUUAUGAAGUCAUUUUGUCCUCACGCAUCUUCCGUUCACCUGCCUCUGAACUGCUGGUCAUCACUAUCACAGCCUCCCUGCUUCCUGUCAUUGGUGCUGCGGUGUCAGCUGUGCUGCUCUUAUUGUCUGCCCUCAUAAUCAUCCUCCUGGUCAAGAGAAGACAAAAACAAAGGAAUAAGGAAACUCAACUGAAGUGCUCUUUUAAAAAAAGCUAAUGUCCAGCUAAUAUGUAUGCAGGUACAUCCUAUGACAACAAAAAUGAGGAUGAUGAUGAGGCUGAUUAUGAAAUCGUAGAAUCUAAUGAUAAAAACAUGGAUCAUGAUGACUCUGAAGAGGACUAUGUCAAUGUGGACGCGGAUAACUCUGAAGAGGACUAUGUCAAUGUGGAUGUUACAGAGAAUAAAAGUGUGGUACACAAAUAUGAUGAUAACAUUUAUGAAUAGGCUUAUUGAGUGAACCCAAUAUGCUGUAAUUAAUGAGGCUCCAAACAGAUUAAAUAUUGCAGCCAAGUCCAGUUGACAGUGAAUGAAAGAAACAGAGACUACAAACAAAUCUUUGUUUGGUCUCACUGUCUUUUUUUUCUAAUGAGGAUUGUUUUCAGAUAAUACAACAAGAGAUAAGCUAUUUUAUGGUUUAUAUGAGUCAAACAGUUGGACUAUUUAGUGCUCUUUCAUUUUCAGUUGUGUUGCCAGUUUUCAACCUGUGCUCCAAACCCCCAGUGGGCCAUGGAGGUACUGCAGGGGGACUGUAAAUAAUGAUUUAAAAUAUAAUUUGUCAGAGCUAAAUAUCAUAAUAUUUUAAAUUAUUAGGAUCUUGAACAUAUUGAAAAAUAGGUAAUUAAGUUGCAAGUUUAAAUUUUGCUGUGCUUUGCUGUAUAAGAACUACAACUUUGGGCUACGAAGUGUAACCUCAUAUCUAAACAUUACAUAUUUUUCUAUCGCAAAUGUUUUUUUUAGUAUGAUUUGAAAAUACAGCCUAUCAUUUUCGCAAUUGAACAUGACGAUACAAAAACAUUGACAGAGCUGUUUUCAGCAAAGAUUAAGAAUGAAUGUGUGCAUGUUGUAAAUAAAUUUAAUGAACGUG